CACACGCACCAGCGUUGAAAAAGAGGAGGAGCUCCUGCACGUAAUCUGGAAGUGGCGGUUGUUUCAGUAUGGCGUCUGUUGCUGAGGGAGCAAAUGGCAGUGGAUUCUACUGGAUUCAUGACAAAUCAGAUGAAGAACAGCCUAUGGCUUUUGUUACAGGGAUGAGCAGGAACAUCGGUCUGAAGUUUGGUUCAACAAAUAAUAAAGAGGGAAAGAUAAAAAGGAGAGCUGGCAGCAUGGAAAAAAGUGGCAAGAAACCAGGAUUGCAUCUGGCAAUGCAAAGUGCUGAGAUGGCGGCGGGAAUAGCUUCCAAUCAGAAGCUGCCUUCUGCUGUAGCCAAAUCCAAAAUAAUUACACCUGCACCGGAAUCAGACCUGCUUCCUCUCACUUCAGCCCAGACUCUCUUCAGCGAUGCCCAAGCCAAAAGUAAGCCAUCGCUGAAGGAUCUCUGCCCAGAGGACAAGCGUCGGAUUGCCAAUCUCAUCCAGGAGCUGGCCAGAGUGAGUGAAGAAAAAGAGGAAUCUGUACAGAAACUCAGGGAUGAACAGGAAACCUUUGAGAGAAAAAUCCAACAGUUAGAGCAACAAAACCAACUCAUCGUGCAAGAGAGAGAAAGCCUGCAGCAGCAGUACAGAGAGUGUCAGGAGCUGCUGGGACUCUAUCAGCAGUACCUCUCCCAACAGCAAGAGAAACUCAACAAGUCUAUCACACUGCUCAAUCAGUCCUGCUCCCACAGCAAGAUUCCCAGUAGCGAGGGGGUGCUCAGGAGGACUUUGGGUGGGAGAGGAACUGCUUUGGAUGGAUCUUACUUGGACCUUCCUUCAUCAGGAAGUAAAACCGAGAGAGGUGGGUCUGUGGAGUGCGCUCAUUCUUUCUCAACAGGACCUUUCAGCGCACCCUCCAGCAGCGAGCAGAACUGCGAAGUCUAUGAAAGGCACACCAAUCGCAAUUCUGAAGGUGGACAUAGUGAUCCCAGGUUCUCCAACAGUGAGCCCUCAGCCUGUGAUGCCUUGAAGCUGCAUGUUGCCUCUGAACCCAAGUGCUCUCAUCAGUGCCACAGAAUGGAGAGUGACAACAUUCAUGGUGCUAAUCGAACUGGACUAGCGCUACCACCUGGUCGGGAGAACUGGGAGGAGAAACGACAGUGUCUUCUCCUGCACAAGAAACAGCUGGAAAUGGAGAGGGAGAGAAUUCAAGCUCGGUUGGCUCAACAGGAAGAGAAACUUCUGCUCCAGAACCAGCAACUCCGUCAGUCUUACCUUCAGUACAGCAAGCUUCAGCAAGCAACUACAACAAACUCUGAGAAACCCCUAAAUGGAGACAGCAGUUUUAAUGAAGGUCCACAGUCCUGUUUUGUAAUGGAUCAGGUAACACACAGCAGUGAAAUGAAAGAGGGAGAGUCACACAUUCUGCAGGGAAGUGUUCGACAACCAUUAAGUAACAUACAGUCACAGGAACACACUUCAAGUAUUCAGCAACCUACACCCAAGCUUUCACGAGAGAUCUCCAUUAUCAAGAAGGAUAUGGCCACUUCUCCUGUGAUUCCAGAAAGCUUCCAGACAUCUGCUCUUCCCAAAAUCCCCCCUCUUGGCCUUCCCAGCACUCCACAGGCCUCCAGAAGCCAGAGGUUGGAUGCUGCCAGGCUGUCUCCUGGACAACCUCAAGUCUGAUGGGUCUGAUGCCACAGGGACACACUUUAGAAGAACAACCAAAUGCCCCUGUCAGCCCACAAUGAAUCAAUAAACAAGCUCUGUAUUACUACAAGUUUGCCCUGGGGAAAAAAGUUUGGGUUAAUGAAAAUGAUUAUGGAUCUUGUGUUUGCUAGAGAUCAUAACAUUUCACUCCACCUGAAACAUGUUGUUUUGUGUUUUGGAAUUCAGGGAUUUUAAGUUUUUGCCAAGGCAAGUGUCACUAUUUCUAUUUUUCAUAGUAGGUAGGGAUGUUUGUCAUCCCUUUUGUGGAGAGUAAUGAUCGAAGAGAGGUAUGUGCUAUUACUUUUCUUAGCAACCAGAUUUACUAUUUUCACAUGGUGGUCUAUGAAACUGUCAUAAAAUUCCUCGCAUUGAUAAAGAGAUCACAGAGACUUUGUGUUUGGCUCCUUCGACUUAGUUAUUAUUUUUUUUAUUUUUUUACUAUUCAUGUUACUAUUUUGUAUUACUAUUUCUGUUAAAUAAAUUCAUACCACCAUGAUGGUGUAUUUUGCA
Megalobrama amblycephala (Wuchang bream) is the source of this 2204-nucleotide messenger RNA. Its product is annotated as KIAA1328 ortholog. The transcript is spliced from 11 exons. NCBI's taxonomy places the organism in Eukaryota, Metazoa, Chordata, Actinopteri, Cypriniformes, Xenocyprididae. The record is from RefSeq and is a predicted model, not a curated record. The coding region runs from base 69 to 1670 and encodes 533 amino acids.